AUGGUCCUCCUUCACUCAGCGAUCGUAUCAUACCUUAUCGCCAUAUUGAUAACUAUCAAUUUCGUCUCCGCUGAUAAUCUCUUCAUUGGAUGUGGAGAUGAGUUGAACGAAGUUGAAUUGACUUUCCAAGUCCAUCGACCAGAUUUCUGUUAUAACAUCUGUAAACAACGUUCGUACACUUAUUACACCCAUAAACCCAACAUGGAUUGUGUAUGUUACAAGUAUCCUCCACCUGCUGCUGAGUAUAUGCCUGGUGGACCGGGUAAAUGUAAUGGUCAAAUGCAGUAUAACCUUAUCAAAUCCAAUUGGAAUUUCCUUCGAUGUUAUUCUGCACCUCCUCAAGGCAUGACUCAAACUCCAACAGAUUCAUUCAAGGCGUGUUUGGAUAGAUGUAAACCUAAUGAAAUUGCAAUCGCUAGACCCACCGAGAUUUACCCUGGUCAGACCAAUUGUAUUUGCACUUUGGCAACCAAGUUGGAAGGGUUGACAGAAGUACAAUGUGAUUAUAACAAGUAUUAUGUGUACAAACAUACUCCCAAUACGAGACGAGAUUCAAUAGUUAUCGCUAUUGCCGAGAGACGAGCUGAUCAAGAUGACGAUGCUGCUUGA
Kwoniella botswanensis is the source of this 609-nucleotide messenger RNA. RefSeq lists its product as uncharacterized. The transcript has 6 exons. Bases 1 to 609 code for a protein of 202 amino acids. The record is from RefSeq and is a predicted model, not a curated record. Lineage: Eukaryota; Fungi; Basidiomycota; Tremellomycetes; Tremellales; Cryptococcaceae.